GGGAAGUCCACGUUUGAAAUUCAGACCAAUACACAAACCUUAUUUACUUCCACCUCUUUCCUCUCCCCAUUGGACACAACUUGUUCGAACAGGGGAACACAAGAAGCACAACUUGUUGACCUUUGAGAUCUAUUUCUGAAUUUCAGACCCAGAUCAUAACAUCAGGAAGCUCAAAUCUUUUUUGGGUUUCCCUGUUCCAAACCUCCUGUAAGUUUCCCCCUUUCUCUCAGAUCUGAUUCGUUCGUUAUCAUAUAAUAUGGAUAGUAACUAUUCAGCUAUUCGCAAGAACUCAUAUUUAGAAUUGCAAUCUCAAUAUGACACUGGAAGCCCGAGACUUGCUUCCAAAUCCCAUGCAAGUUUCAACGCCUAUCAUGAGGAUGACUUCAUUAUAGAUGAUGGGGAUGAUUUUGAUGAUAAUCUUAAUUAUGAUGGUGGGAAUUAUCCCCUUGUUGUUGAUGGGUCUAAGCCUGAUGGGUCUGGAAUCUCCGGGGCGGUGUUUAAUCUCACCACUACCAUCAUUGGGGCUGGGAUUAUGGCUCUGCCUGCCACCAUGAAAGUCCUUGGUGUAGUUUGGGGGUUUAUUUUGAUAAUUUUGAUGGGUCUUUUGUCUGAAGUUAGUGUCGAAUUGUUGGUGAGGUUUUCGGUUUUGUCAAAGGCUUCAUCCUAUGGGGAGGUUGUGCAGUACGCAUUGGGAAGACCCGCGAGGAUAGUCUCGGAGAUUUGCAUCAUUGUCAACAAUGCAGGCGUGUUGGUGGUGUAUUUGAUCAUUAUGGGGGAUGUUAUGUCGGGUUCACUUCAUCAUAUGGGGGUUUUCGAUCAGUGGUUGGGGCAUGGAGUUUGGGAUCAUAGAAGGCUACUGAUUUUGUUUAUGUUGGUGGUUUUCUUAGCUCCCCUUUGUGCAUUAGACAAGAUUGAUUCUUUAAGCAUCACUUCAGCUGCUUCUGUAGCUCUUGCAGUUGUGUUUGUUGUCGUUGCUUGUGCUAUAGCUUUUAUUAAGCUUGCUGAAGGAAAAACAGACUCUCCUAGGAUGUCACCAGAUUUUGGGUCGAAGAAGGCCAUCUUAGAUUUGCUUGUGGUGAUUCCUAUCAUGACCAAUGCUUAUGUUUGCCAUUUUAAUGUUCAACCUAUAUAUAAUGAGCUUGAAGGACGGUCUCCUCAGAAGAUGAACCGGGUUGGAAGGAUCACAACUAUUCUUUGCAUUGUGGUCUAUUCUUUGACAGCCAUAUCUGGCUAUCUGCUCUUUGGAAAGGAUACAGAAUCUGAUGUGCUGACUAACUUUGAUAAGGACCUUGGGAUCCGUUACAGCUCAGCACUGAAUUACAUUGUCAGAGUUGGUUACAUUUUUCAUUUGCUUCUUGUAUUCCCUGUUGUACAUUUCUCGUUGAGACAAACUGUGGAUGCAUUGGUGUUUGAGGGAUCAGCACCACUAUCAGAGAGUAGAAAGAGGUGUCUUAUAUUAACGGUGGUCCUGCUGGCCCUUAUCUAUCUAGGAUCUACCAUGAUUCCCAACAUUUGGACAGCUUUCAAAUUUACAGGGGCAACAACAGCUGUGUCAUUGGGAUUUAUAUUCCCUUCUCUCAUUGCAAUUAAGUUAAGUCAGAAAGGGGAGGAUUUAAGCUUUGCAGAGAAGCUCGUGUCAUGGUUCAUGUUGGUAAUGGCAAUAUCAGUCAGCGUGGUUGGAGUAGUUGGGAAUAUUUAUAGCCUCAGUAGCAAAUCUGAAUGAUCCUUGCUGUUGAGAUUUGAAGUUUGCUUCUGCUUAUGAACAAAAUUGCUUCUGCUUAUGCAAAGAUUGUCGCAGGGAGAUAUGCCAGUGCUGCCUAGCUGAUACUUAACAGUCAAAUGCAAGUGAUUGUGAGUAGGCCCCUUGAUCAGGAAGUUAUAAGGUAGGAAGACAAAUCUGAAAAGGCUGGAAGGGUGGAUUGUUGUUCUGGUUUCAUUGCUAUUUAAUACUGAUAAGGAACUCAGAUAAGUAGUGUUAAUCAGUGCUCAAGGACUUUUUGAGAGGAAACUACAAAUAUUAGUCAUUUCUUCCACUUGUGGGUAUACAAUUGAUUUCAAAACUAUUCACAAAAGUGUUUCUUGGUCCCUUGUUCCUUCUUUCUCUUCAUUCUUCUUCUCCCACAUGAGAUGCUGUUGUAACUCUAUGAUCAGCAAUAUGCUGUUUUCUAAGUGAUACUUUGUUCUCACACUAGUUUGUAAUCCUCAAUUUUUGAUAAUACUAUGUUAUUACAC
Argentina anserina (silverweed cinquefoil) is the source of this 2232-nucleotide messenger RNA. RefSeq names its product amino acid transporter AVT6E. Gene Ontology annotation, molecular function: L-amino acid transmembrane transporter activity. Lineage: Eukaryota; Viridiplantae; Streptophyta; Magnoliopsida; Rosales; Rosaceae. Gene Ontology annotation, biological process: amino acid transmembrane transport. The coding region runs from base 257 to 1723 and encodes 488 amino acids. The record is from RefSeq and is a predicted model, not a curated record. The transcript has a single exon.